Messenger RNA from Labrus mixtus (cuckoo wrasse), 5531 nucleotides. RefSeq names its product BAR_ACAPs and ArfGap_ACAP domain-containing protein. Gene Ontology annotation, cellular component: cytoplasm. NCBI's taxonomy places the organism in Eukaryota, Metazoa, Chordata, Actinopteri, Labriformes, Labridae. The record is from RefSeq and is a predicted model, not a curated record. Gene Ontology annotation, molecular function: GTPase activator activity; protein binding.
CAUUAGGCGGAAACAGGCAGUCAAUGAGCAACAACAGCCGCGGGCUGCAGGAUGCUCAGACAGCUGUUACAUUAACAAACACACCUAACAUCGAUUAAUUGACGUUUUAAUCCAAAAAGCGUCAAUAUGCGUGACGGACAGGAGCGCGUGCACGACAGCUGAUCGAUCAGCUGUUUGGGAAAAUAUCGAUUAGGCUGUUUUGAAGACGUUUUCAAACAUGGACUCACUGCUAGACUUUGAGGAGUGUAUCAAAGACUCUCCUGAGUUCAGGAUGAAGCUGCAGCUGUUUGAGGCUGAUGUGUCCGAGCUGGAGACUCAACUGGAGAAGGUGAUGAAGCUGUGCAGUAAGAUGGUGGAGGCUGGACAAGCGUACAACGCAGCCAAUCAGCUGUUUCUCAACGGCCUUGGUGAACUCUCCAUGAACCACAAGAAGGACGGCGUCAUCAGCAACUGUCUAAACCAGUUCAACCAGGGCCUGCAGGAGAUGGUCAGCUUCCACACUAUGUUAUUGGAUCAGACUCAGAGAGCGAUCAGCCAUCAGCUCAGCAGCCUCUGUACACAGUUUCUGCCUCAGCUUGCGGAGACGAGGAGGGAGUUUGUUCGUAUCGGGGAGGAUCUGGAGACGGCAGCCGUGAAGAGUGCUCAGGUUUCUCGUCACAAAGCUGGCGACGCCGAGCGGGCGAGUCAUCUGCUGCUCGCCACACGCAAAUGUUACCAACACUUCGCCCUGGACUACUGUCUGCAGCUCAACACCUUUAAGACUCAGCAGAGAAUCGACAUCUUGAACUCAGUGUUCUCUUUCGUCCACGCUCAGUUCACCUUCUUCCACCAGGGCUUCGACCUCAGAGACCUGGAGCCCACCAUGAAAACCAUGGCAGCACAGCUGUCUCACCUAUCGUCAGACUGUGCAGCUAAAAGGAAAGACAUGGAGAACACACACCUGCUGGUCCAACAGAGGGACGCUUCAGGUGAGCCGAUGGUCAGCCCGUGUGAGAGCGACGCCAUCAUCCAGGGUUACCUGUUCAAACGCUCCCACAGGAAAUCCAAAACCUGGAAGAGAUGCUGGUUUUCCAUCAGAGACAAUCAGCUGAUUUACAGAAAGUCUCACAAAGACGGGAACACGGUUCUGUUCGAGGAUCUCCGACUUUGUGCCGUCAAAACUCUGGAGAACAUCGACCGACGAUUCUGCUUUGAGCUGCUCUCAGUUCAGAAGUGCUGUGCUCUGCAGGCCGACUCGGUGCAGCUGAGGCAGGCGUGGCUGAGCGCUCUGCAGGGCAGCAUCGACCUCGCCUACAGAGAGAGGGCGGAGCCUCAGCUCACACAGCCCAAAGAGCUCCCCCCUCCCCAAAGUGGCAGUGACCCCUCCCCGGGCCUCUCGGCUCAGAGGCCCCCGGUGCUCGGCGUGGCCCUCAGAGGCCCAGGAAACAGCCGCUGCUGUGAGUGUGGAGAGGAGGAGCCUCGCUGGGCGUCCAUCAACCUGGGAGUCACCAUGUGCAUCGAGUGCUCGGGUAUACACAGGAGCCUGGGUGUUCACCUGUCCAAGGUGAGAUCUCUCACUCUGGACUCAUGGGAGGCAGAACAGCUGAAGUUGCUGUGCGUGUUGGGAAACGAUGUGAUAAACCGGAUCUAUGAGGCGCGAUGUUCAGAGGAGGGGCGAGUCAAACCUAAAGCCGGCAGCUCGAGAGCGGAGAAGGAGGCGUGGAUCAAAGAGAAAUACGUGGAGAAGAGAUUUGUUCUGAACAAUCACGUGAAGGAAGGUGCAGGCCUGCGUCUGUAUCGGGCGGCGCUGGCAGGAGAUCUGGUUGCCAUGGCAGCAGCGUUGGCGCAGGGGGCGGAGGUGAACGGGAGCAUCUCCGAGGAGGAGGAGGGGGGGGGGGGACGCACGGCGCUGAUAGGAGCCGCUGUCGGGGGGUCGCUGUCGGCCUGCGAGUUUCUGCUGCUGAACGGAGCGAACGUGAACCAUCGAGACCAGAGAGGACAGGGAGCUCUGCACGCUGCUGCCACCGCUGGACACACCGGACAGGUGUGUCUGCUGCUGAAGAGAGGAGCCAAUCAGUACGCUGUGGACGAGAGGGGACAGGACCCGUUGGCCAUCGCCGUGGAAACAGCCCACGCUGACAUCGUCACACUACUGAGGAUGGCUCGCAUGAACGAAGAGAUGAGAGACUCAGAGGGAGUGUUUGGAGCAGCAGGAGACGACGAGACGUUUCAGGACAUCUUCCGGGACUUCAGCGACAUGGCGUCCCACGCUCCGGAGAGGCUCAGCAGACGCCAGUUCAGCCGUGGAGGAGAUGAGGAGGCGGGGGAGGAGGGAGGAGAUGAGGAGGGAGGAGGAGAAAUGGCGAACAGCCAACGCGGUGAUGAAAAGACGUCUGAAUGAGAGAAACUCUGACUUGAAGCCCAUCAGACUGCAGAACCACUCCUGACCCUCUUGGUUACCACGGUAACGGUGUGGAUGCACGGCUCACGUUUUAACUUUUAGAAAAGAUGACUGACACUUUGUUCUGAACGUAUAACAUAUAUAUAUAAUAACGGUGUGGUAUAUAAGUCCACGUUUACUCACAGUCACAUGCUGCUGGACUAAAUGUUACCCGUGUUUUAAAGGGGCGGAGCUAGAAGCAGAGCUGCAGCUGCUCCUUAUUUUUAUCAUUAAUUCAUCCGCAGGUUAUUUACUUCAACACACUGUUUGUUUUUAACACAUAACGGAGGAGGAGAGAGAAGUAUCUGUCAGACGUUUGUUUUGUCCCACUGACGCUCCAGAAACUAAAGAUCCAGAACCGUUUGAAUUCUUCAACGGCCCCUUUUUUAGUUUAUUUGGCGUCUAAAAGAUUUGUAGGUUGUUGUUUCAGUUGAUUCCGUCUUUAAAAAAAAAACACCAGAAGUGUUAAAAACAAGCACUUUAAAUCUGGUUCUCUUUGUGGUCCUCUCACGUUUCAUCUUCAGGUCAACAUCUGAAUGCGUCUAACACUUUGUUUUAUGACCACCUGUAGAACUUAAGACAUUUCCAUCAGCCUCAGCUGUUAGCAUGCUAACACUGCUAGCAUUAUACCAUCUAAACAUUAGCCUGAAAGCCACACGCUUAUUAGCAUUAAGCUAACGUCGGCCCCACCAGGCUGGUGUCACAUGUCCGUGUCUUGUUAUAUUUCUUUACAAAUUGUAUUUAUGUUAUUUGUUUGUUUUGACAGGGACAGUGUACAGCCUGUUAGCUGUACCAGAGUUAGCUUUAAGCUAAUUUACAUCUGUAGUCCCUGAGACAACGUCAGAAACAACGUUUAAUCUUUGCACUCAUCAGGUCUCUUAAUACAGAGCUGCGCUAGCUGUUACCUUGUACUUUCAGUCUUAAUGCUAAGCUAGGCUAACACAGGCCUGCCACGUUGUUGUUGUUGUUGUCGUCAGUAAACAGAAACAAACAUCAUUCCUUAAAUGUUGUUACAAAAUGUACAAAUGUUGAUGAUGAAGUUUGGGAAAGAAACGGUGUCCGAAACUCUCAUUGUUACUGUGCUAACUGUUAGCGUGCUAACUGUUAGCAUGCUAACUGUCUUUCUUAAGUUAACAGGAAAAACUUCACUGAGAUAAAGGAUCUCUUUAACAUGAGUGUCCUGAGUGAAGACCGGCAGCAGCUCGUUUUAACACAGAUCAUCAUGUGAUCGCUCUCAGAGUCGUCAACGACCUGAUGCAGCGUCCUGCAACACCUUUAAACUACUUAGAUUUCACCUAGUCCAUACGUAGGCUGACAUAUUUUUAAAAACUGAGGUUUUCCUCCAUUGUUUUAAAAAAUAAUCCCGUCCACCAGGUCAGGAGGAAUUGGAGGGCGAUCUGAAUGUGUCUUAUAAAACGAUGAGUCAUGAGAGACUUGAGAAUAGAAAUAAAAAGCUCCUUGGUUUGGACCGGGGGAACUUUCCUCCAGAACUCAUUCAGACUGCAGGAACCAGAGUCUUAGUUUAGUUCUGGGGUAAAAGAUCUACCUCUAGGGGGAGUAGUACUUCCUAAAGGUACUGGGACUUUGGCAGCCAGGGCAUGCAGCCCCUGCAAAGUGCUGGAUGUCUCUGAUUGGUCAGACACAGCAGGGUGUUAGAUCUCUCUCUCUGUGUUUUUCCUCCUUUCCAUCGUUAAUCAAUGAAACCAUUUGAAAAGCGUGAUUUGAAUAAUCUUCUUGGGACUUCAGGCAGUGGUGGAAACGACGACGACUUUGAGGACCAGGAACCUUUUAGUUCUGGGGACCUUUGGUGGAAAAGGGGUUUUCGACUCUUGUUAAGAUCGGAGUGAUAAAAACAUCGUCUGAACUGAACUCAUCGUCUUUAAAUAUGAAUGAUAUUUAUAAAUAACUCAGGUCAGAGGUCAUUUCUGUCUCACACACGUCCUGAGUGUCAAUAACUUCAUGAGGUUAUCCUGUUUUUGUUUUUUUUUACUAUUUCACACGUUACGGAAGGAAAGACGCUCGUUCGACUGCAUCACUUUUAGAGACUAUAUUCUAAAUCUGUAUUUAAACACUUAAACUCAGAUUCUCAUUGGAUCAAAACGUUUUAUUAUGUUUCAUUUUUAGUGGUCAAUGUCAUUUUAAUCAGAGGCGUACAUGCUGAAGAGUCUCCUCCCAGAGUCUCCUAGACCCGGAGAUCAGUGUGUGGAGUCCCCGCUCGUUAUUCUUAAACUCCAUGUUUCCUGUAUUUUCUCGUUUAUUUAAAAAAAGGGAUUUUUGUGAAGCUGCUUUUAUCAAGUUUUAAAGGUGACAUAUUCUCCUCCUCUUCUUCAGUUUAAAUAAGUGUCAGAGCUCCUCUUCAACAUGUGUGUGAAGUGUCUUGUUCUAAAUCCACUCUGAUCCUGUAUUUGAUCAUGUCUAUAAACCCCUCUAUUUCAGCCCUGCUCAGAACAGGCUCUUUCUGUGUCUGUACCUUUAAAUAUGUAAAUGAGCUGUGUCUGACCACGCCCCCUCUCUGGAAGGGCUUGGGUGUACUCAGUCUUUCUCGCUCCAUGUCCUAUUGUUUAAGGCGGACUCAGAGGACAGAACAAACACCUAGCUGUGGGAGUGUCACCCACCUGGGGGAGGGGCUACUGCCCUUUGUGAUGUCAUGAAUGGAAAAUCUCCAAACGGCCUGUUUGAGCACACAUUUUCUGAAAAGUGGAGCAGGCAGAAGACGGAGAGGAUGGACUUUUCUCAUCAUUGGGGGGUUUGUAGACGGACUAGAGACACAUGUUAGAGUUAGAGGAACAUGGGGAGGAGGAUUUUAAAUAUGUGACCUUUAAAGUUUAAAGACAUGUUUGUGUUACAGUCGGACUGGGUAGUUUGCUGUGAUUAUAAAAAGUUUUUGAUGUUGAAGAAUUUUGAAAGACUGAAAGGACUGACAGACUGUAAAGAGAGAGUAUGAAGAUGGAUUUAUAAAUCUGCUGAAAACAUUUCCUGUAUCAUUUCAAAACGUUUCUGUGAGUGUGGAGCAGAAAGAAGUGUAAACUCUGCUUCAGGGUGGAUUUAUUAUUCCUCGUUUCAUUUCUGUGACUAAUGUGAUGCUACUGCUUAAUAAAGCCACUAAACACAC